This is a messenger RNA of Silurus meridionalis, 2844 nucleotides long. It is a transcript of the gene p4hb, whose product is annotated as prolyl 4-hydroxylase, beta polypeptide. Bases 155 to 1708 code for a protein of 517 amino acids. Gene Ontology annotation, cellular component: endoplasmic reticulum. NCBI's taxonomy places the organism in Eukaryota, Metazoa, Chordata, Actinopteri, Siluriformes, Siluridae. The record is from RefSeq and is a predicted model, not a curated record. Gene Ontology annotation, molecular function: protein disulfide isomerase activity. Gene Ontology annotation, biological process: protein folding; response to endoplasmic reticulum stress. The transcript has 11 exons.
CAGCUCCGACCCGGUUUCCUGCGCGCGCUGCCACGUUAGUAUCGCAGGCAGGAGUUGAAGUCCCGCAGCAGCAGCAGCAGCAGCAACCAGAGAUCUUCAGGUGGAGAUUGAAACAGGGGUUCAAAACUCUUAGACAUACCAGAAGGAGAUCGUGAUGAUGAUGAUGAUUAAGAAGUCGGUGGUGGUCCGGUGCGCACUUGCGCUCGCUCUCGUGGUCACGGCCGCGGCUCACAUCACGGAGGAGGAGGACGUGCUCGUGCUCACCAAGAGCAACUUCGACGAGGCGCUGCAAGCUCACCCCAACAUCCUGGUCGAGUUCUAUGCACCAUGGUGCGGUCACUGCAAGGCUCUCGUUCCCGAAUAUGCCAAAGCAGCAGGACUCCUGAAAGGCGAGGGUUCGAACAUCCGCCUGGCCAAAGUGGACGCUACAGAGGAGACGGAGCUGGCGCAGGAGUUCGGGGUGCGCGGUUACCCCACCAUCAAAUUCUUCAAGGGUGGAGACAAGACCACGCCCAAAGAGUACACAGCUGGGCGUCAGGCUGAUGACAUCGUGAACUGGUUGAAGAAGAAGACUGGACCGGCCGCCACCACCCUCACUGAGGUCACGCAGGCAGAGUCUCUCAUCGCCGACAACGAGGUCGCGGUUGUCGGUUUCUUUAAGGAUGUGGAGUCUGAAGGUGCCAAGACCUUCAUCAAAGCAGCAGAGGCCAUUGAUGACAUUCCUUUCGGCAUCACCUCCGAUGACGCCGUGUUCUCCAAAUUUGAGGUCACAAAGGACGGCGUGGUGCUCUUCAAGAAGUUUGACGAAGGCCGUAACACCUUCGAUGGCGAGCUCACCAAAGAGAACCUCCUGAGCUUCAUCAGGGCCAAUCAGCUCCCACUGGUCAUAGAGUUCACCGAGCAGACGGCCCCCAAAAUAUUCGGAGGAGACAUCAAGUCCCACAUCCUGCUGUUCGUGCCUAAAGCCAACAAAGACUUCCAGGAGAAGCUGGACCAGUUUAAAAAAGCAGCCGAGGGCUUCAAGGGCAAGAUCCUGUUCAUCUUCAUCGACAGCGAGGUGGAGGAUAACCAGCGAAUCCUGGAAUUCUUCGGCCUGAAGAAGGACGAGUGUCCCGCCCUGCGCCUCAUCACCCUGGAGGACGAGAUGACCAAAUACAAACCCGCAUCUUCAGAGAUCACCACAGAGAACAUCGUCACCUUCUGCACAGCGUUCGUCGAGGGCAAACUCAGGCCUCACCUUAUGAGCCAGGACAUUCCUGAAGACUGGGACAAGAACCCGGUCAAAGUCCUGGUGGGCAAGAACUUCGAAGAAGUUGUUUUUGAUGCCUCCAAGAACGUCUUUGUGGAAUUCUAUGCUCCUUGGUGCGGUCACUGCAAACAGCUCGCUCCGAUCUGGGAUCAGCUGGGAGAGAAAUUCAAGGACCACACAGACAUCGUGGUGGCCAAGAUGGACUCCACAGCCAAUGAGAUCGAGGCCGUUAAAGUCCACAGCUUCCCCACACUCAAGUUCUUCCCAGCAGGAGAAGAUCACAAGAUCAUCGACUACAGCGGAGAGAGAACGUUGGAGGGCUUUUCAAAGUUCCUGGAGAGUGGAGGAAAGGAAGGUGGAGCACCAGCAGAAGAGGAUGAUGAUGAUGAGGUCGAUGAUCUGGACCUUGAGGACACAGAGGAUGGCGAUUCAGACACAGAAGAACACGAUGAGUUAUAAGGACAGGAGCGACAGAGAGAGCGAGAGAGGAGAGACGAAACCCUUCACCAACCACCGCUUCCACUACUCCAGGCCCCUCCCUGUCCCAGGAACCCUCAAACUUCUCCCAAACAUCAUGUCAUAUAGACUUUUUUACACCACGACCGAUGACCUCGAAGAAGUAACACUGUUUAACAAAAAAAAACACAAAAAAGCGAUUCUCUUAUCGGAGACCAAACUGUUUGUUGAACCCAGGUUCAUUGUUGGCAUUAAAAUGCUCAUUUCUCCUGUUUAAUUAGCGUCUCGAUGGGUCCGGAGAUCCGCAAGGCUCGGGAUUAGGACACUUUUUUUUUUUUUCUCUCUUUUUCACCAAAUUUUGGAAGGUUCAUAAGAGUUUAGUGGCUGGGAUGGAACAAAUCAAUCUCAGGGCAUCGGUGCGAUACAACAACAAAAAAUUAGUAACAUUCUCACUUAAUUCAGAUCCAAGAUGUAGCUGAGACCAAGCUUCCUUUUUUUUUUUUUUUUUUUUUUAAACUUCUUCCCCCUCCUCCAUUACCAUUAAUACGUAGCUACUGAUAUUUUUUUUAAACAAUAUAAAAGUUAUCUAUUUGUUGUAUUUAAUUCUAUUUUUCCAGUUUUUAUUUGUGUAGUUGUCAGAGGGUCCGGUGACCCUCAGGUUGCGAGGGGGAGGUGAUUCUGUACCACUACAUUUUACGCCAGCAGAGAUUUCUAAGAUUUCAGGUCGGUUACUGAAAGGCAUUUUUUCCCCCAGAAAUGUUUCCGUCUUUCGCUCUACGUCUCGUCUCGGUCGUGCAGGUAAACAAAGGGAUGGUGUACAACAGGAUAACAGCAGAGUGUUCUGGGUCAUAAACGUGCCGUCGUAUCCCCCGACUGUCUGUCGCUGUUGUUCGCGGUCGAUGUUUAAUGGGGAACGAUUUGGGUUUAGAAAGGGGAGGGGCUUGUGUAAUGGUAAAUUUUUUUUUUUUUACUAUAAUUAUUAUUGUAAGGUGUAAAGAUGUAAAGAGCGAAAGGAGUGAAUGAGUUCCAAGCAUUCCAUCACACUUUGAAAAGAAAAAGAAAAGAAAAAAAAAAAAAGAAAAAGGAAAAAAAUGUGGAUAAAUAAACUGGUGGCCAAAUAAACAACAAAUGGUGACAAA